GUAAGAGCAGGGCGUGGAGGACUGACUGAGUUCCGUUAAAGAAGGAAACAUCUGGGAGCGCCGAGGCUCUCACACCGCACCUCGCUAUUGUCAGGAAAAGGGUGAAAUAACGGAGCGAACCACGAGGAGAAGGUUUACUUGAACAAGGAACUCCAGAUUUAAUCCUCCAGACAUACAAGAUUUUCUACACCAGUUAGAGAGAGGGGUGUUUUCCUGACUGCACUGUAGCUGCAGCACUGCCGAAAGCGUCUUGGUCAACAGCCUCGACUUAAUCAAACCGACACUAGUGGAUUCUCUGACGGAUUCUCGCGAAAGCUUUUUAGUCCUACGUUUCCCAUCAUGGCUUUGGUGGUGCUGCAGAGCUCCCGUCUGCUGUGGGCACGUGUGGCUGCCCUGCUGUUCGCAUGUGUGGCAUUUAGCGUUGCCACCCAUGGGGGCUUUGUAACUGGCAGCAUGUACGACUGGUGCAUGUUCUGCUGGGUGUUCAGCUUUAUCUGCACCCUGCUGGUGUUAGUGGUGGAGCUGCUGGGCCUCCAAGCCAGAGUGCCUGUGUCCUGGACCAAUUUUCCCAUCACUUUCGCCUGCUACGCUGCACUACUGUGCCUUUCUGCGUCCAUCCUCUUCCCAUUUUGGUAUCUCAGGGGCUCUCAAACCCAUGGAGAAGCCCGAGACCACAGGAUCGCGGCCACUGUUUUCUCCUGUCUAGCCACUUUGGCCUACCUGGUGGAGGUGAGCCUGUCGCGGGCACGGCCGGGCGAAGUGACUGGCUACAUGGCUACGGUGCCGGGACUACUAAAGGUGUGUGAAACCUUUGUGGCCAUCAUCAUCUUCCUCUUCAUUAGCAACCCUGUGUCAUACAACAACUAUCCUGCGCUCAAAUGGUGCAUGGCGGUGUACUGCAUCUGCUUCAUCAUAUCGAUGUCCAUCGUGGUGCUGUGUGUCGGAGAGUGUACCGGCUGCCUUCCAAUCCCAUUCCCCCGUUUCCUGUCUGCUUACGCCUUAUUGGCUGUUCUGAUGUAUCUCUCAGCUACCAUCAUCUGGCCUGUGUUUAAGUUUGACAGUCGUUACAACGGCCAGACUCAGCGACCUGUCUCUUGCCAGAACUUUGGACUUUGCGCUUGGGAUAAACUGGUCGCCAUAGCUGUUCUCACUGCCCUCAACUUUCUGAUCUACCUGGCGGACCUGGCAUACUCUGCCCGACUGGUGUUUGUUCGCACAUGAAAGACUGAAUGCCUCUGACUCUAUGUGAAAAUGCGAACAACUGAAUGUUUUACGUUUGCCUAUAAUCUACCACUGCUGCCUUAAAGAGGAAAACUGUGCUGUGUCUUUGUGCUGUUUUUGACACGAUGCCUGUAUCCAUGAAGCCUAUGUCAGUCACAUUCCUGCAUACCUGUAACACAAGAUGCGUGCUUUAUCACUGUAUUUGAUUAUUGCACUUUCUAGACUGAAUGAGUCCGUUUGGAAAAUCAGGCAGAUUUUCAGUGUUAUAUUUUUAUGCCUUUUUCAAACAUAAUCCAGAUGAGUUUGAAGUCAUGUUUGCUAAGUGGUGUUAAGUGAAUAAAUUUGUAUUAUCACACA
This is a messenger RNA of Pygocentrus nattereri (red-bellied piranha), 1578 nucleotides long. It is a transcript of the gene myadma, whose product is annotated as myeloid-associated differentiation marker homolog. The transcript is spliced from 2 exons. Gene Ontology annotation, cellular component: membrane. The coding region runs from base 340 to 1221 and encodes 293 amino acids. The record is from RefSeq and is a predicted model, not a curated record. Lineage: Eukaryota; Metazoa; Chordata; Actinopteri; Characiformes; Serrasalmidae.